UGCACCAGGGGAAAUUGCUGUCUGAAUAUUGUCUCAGAGAUGGGGGCCAGUGACAGUUGCCUGGAAACUUCAAUCUGUCCACCCGCAUUUAUUCCAGAUCACAGUUAUGAGAUAAAGUUUAAUAAAAAUCUUUUUCCUCCGCCACCAACGAAAUGAAAUCCAACCCAUUCUGAACAACUGAACACAAUGAGACAGGACUGCGGAGGAAACCUCAUGUUCAACAUGUAUCUCUCAGAUCCAACAGAAAAUCUGUUGAAAGAAAGCAAAGGAACAUCCUGGGGUCCAAUAAACACAGGAGUACAGAAAGGCAGUGGGCAGAUCCAGCUGUGGCAGUUCCUGCUGGAGCUCCUCUCUGACAGCACCAACAUGUCUUGCAUCGCCUGGGAGGGCACCAACGGUGAGUUCAAGCUCAUCGACCCGGACGAGGUGGCUCGGCGCUGGGGGGAGCGCAAAAGCAAACCCAACAUGAACUACGACAAGCUGAGCCGGGCGCUGCGCUACUACUACGACAAAAACAUCAUGACCAAAGUCCACGGCAAGCGGUAUGCCUACAAGUUUGAUUUCCACGGCUUGGCGCAGGUGUGCCAGCCGUCCACAACGGAGCAGGCCAUCUACAAGUUUCAGGGUAACUUCUCCCCGAUACCUUUCUCCGGGAUUUCCAAACUGAACCUCGUGGCUCCCGGCGUGGGGCCGUCGAGUUUCUCCUAUUGGCCCGGUUCCCCUCCGACGGCUCUGUAUCACAGCCACAACCUCCAGCCGCCGGGGCCAUUUGGCACCGUGUCCCCGUCCCACAUCAGCUGUGUCAACAACAUCAACAGUCUAACUAACAUCAAUAACCAUUACAACUGACUCUUAAUGCAUCUUUAGACAACCUGGAGACGUAUAGACACCGCGGGUAACACAGCAACGAACGAAGGGAGGUGACAAAGAGCACCGAAAGGUCGGGUUUGGUCAUUUGCAGGUGAAAAUAUUGAAUUAAUUUGAGUAGAAAUAAAUAUUUUUAGACAUAGACACGAUUAUUUCAACAGCACAGGCUAAAUUUAAAUGCGUUAUUAUGGAGCUGCGGUCAUGUAGAUGCUGCUGAGACGACGGUUAUAUGUAAGAAAGACAUCUUAAAACGUGUACAUUGACAAACAAAAUAAUUUACCCCUUUUAACCUUUGAACCACGACAUGUAUUCACGAGCGAAUUAUUAAAUCCAUUUAGGGCCGCCUAUCAAAUUACGCACAGCGGUUUGAACUUUUACGCACGGCGUUUCAACCACUAUUUUAGCUAGAUAUUAAGUCCCACAGACUCACAAUAUGGAAUUUGUUAAUUUCAGCCACAAUUUGUGAAAUUAAAUCUGCUAUUUUCCAAAAGAUUCCGGUUUCCCAAAUGAGCAAUGUACAGAAAAAUAUAAAAAUAAGAUAAUUAAAAACAAAUUGUCUGUUUUAUACCUAAGCGUUCUCAUCCUUUUCUGUUCCUUUGCUGUACCUCAUCCUCCUUCCUUGAGUUCUGUGGUUGUUUUUACAUACAGGUGGAUGUAUUGGCAUCAAUUUGGGAGCGAAUCACCUCUUAUUAUUGGACUUUUGGCGCCAUCUCGUGGUUGUAGAGUUGCCUAAUGCCUGUUGGACGUUUGAUUUCCUUUUACUAAAACAGUCACCUGAAAUAUAUUGUCACUUUAAUCACUGUUUGCUUACAAAUCAGAUUACGCAAAACCACGCCCAUAUAGGAAAAUCAAACUUGCAAUAAAAAUAAAACCAGUACAGAAGUACAGGGUGUACAGGCUCUAAUGUGAGUAGUAAGAGAAACUGUGAAUUCAUGACCACCUCUGUAAAUACUGUAGUGUAGAGACAGGCUCAGGCUAACGCUGCUUUUUAGUGAUUUUGGAGUGAAUAACAUUGCAUUCAUUGACACAGCUUAUUAUUCUAGCUAAAACCAAU
Molecule: messenger RNA, 1921 nt
Organism: Epinephelus fuscoguttatus (brown-marbled grouper)
Lineage: Eukaryota; Metazoa; Chordata; Actinopteri; Perciformes; Serranidae
Gene: fev
Product: FEV transcription factor, ETS family member
Exons: 3
Coding region: 187-849 (220 amino acids)
Biological process (GO): regulation of transcription by RNA polymerase II; cell differentiation
Cellular component (GO): nucleus
Molecular function (GO): sequence-specific DNA binding; DNA-binding transcription factor activity, RNA polymerase II-specific
Source: RefSeq, a predicted model, not a curated record